CACUGAACGGGGAAAAGAAAUAAACCGAGGAAACCACAGUUAGAAGCUGAAAUUAUUGCAUAGUGAGUUAGGAUACCUGGAGAAAUAAUGAUUCUUCACAGCUGACACGUGAUUAUAGUUCUUUGUCUAGUAAACUCAUAGAAAACAAUAAAAUCAACAUGAUGGGAAUAUGCUCGUCUUGUUUCGGAAAGAGUAAUAAAUAUCUGGGACAAAGUCCGAAAGAGGGUUCCUUUCUUGAUCCGGAUGCGGAGAAAUUAAUUCCUAAAGAGAAAAUUGAGAAAAUCGUCGUAGAAGAACCAUCCAAAGAAUCUGAGAAUAAAGAGGAAGGCGAUGGAAAGGAGCGGUUGAUUAAGGCGGAAGGUGGAGAUUCAGGAACUUUUGAUGAUGAAUUUAGUGAGACAAAUUGUGUUUCUCCGGGUGUGUGCGGAGAAGCUAAUGCUGAACCUGGAGAGGAGGUUGGGGAAUCCCAGGAACAGGAUGAACCUGAACCCGGAGAACCUGAUCCAGUUCAACUGACAGUAUCCAGUAUGGGUAGUGGGUUUGUACUGGAGAAGGUUCCUGAGACUGCUGAGCAUGAUACCGACGAGGGUGCAGAUGAGGAAGGAGAGGGAGGGGAGGCUGAAAAUGCUCCAUUAAUUACGGAUACCUCUCUCACAGUGGUGAAUAAACCUACUCCUAAACUUCGCCACCACAGUUUCGGAUCCAGGACUAUACUUGCAGCAAACCCCUUGGAAGGUCGGAAACAGUUUGUGAUCUAUAAAGUUAACAGCAAAUCUCUUCUCAACUCAGGAAUAAAAUACGACGGAUCAAGACAGAGCUCUAGAAACUCUUCAAUCUCCGGACCUUCAAAGUCUUCCCUUCCUCCCUCUAGGGGAUCCUCGAGACCUACUUCAAGACCUCCCAGUAGAUCAUCUUCCAGAGCUCCUUCUCCAGACAAGGAGCAAGUCCAGGAGAUUAAACCCGCCGAGAAACCUACCCCUAGGUUCAGUAUUAUUGGUGUGGAUGGACCGGGACCCCAGAAAAAGAUCUCGUCUGAGCGUGGUAACCGUGAGAAAUCUCCUGGAGUUAGUUUUGCAGAGGCGGAAGAAGUUUUUGAUUUCGAGGAGAGACAAUACCAAACUGUUCAUGCAGGCUGUGAAAUCAAGGUGAAACCUAGCUUCCGGGAUAGAACUAGAUCCGGCCGGCUCAGCCGAGGAAAGUCCGGAAGUGGGAGCGGGAGCCGGCCAUCCAUUAUUGAUUGGCCGAUGGGCAAAUUUUCCUGGUUAAAGGAUCGCCAGAAAACAGGUUCCAAACUUGCAGUAUCUAAGCCCGAAACCCCUAAGCAGGAUGGAGCUGCAGUAGAUGAUGAGGUCACCAAGGGGUUAAAUGACUCCGACCUCAGCCCAAAGACUAGACCUAGAUCAACCUCCGACAAAUUUAAUCGUCCACCUUCUAAAAAAGUUGUUGAUGUUUACAAACAGGCUGCAUUUGACUGGCCCCUUGGACAGAUAGGGAAAAUUAAACAAAAAUAUCAAAAAUCCAAGACGGCAAGUAGAUCGAAAAGUGAUGCAAACCUCACCGAUGUCAGGAAAUGGAAACGGCGGGGUUCGGAACGGGGCGGAAAAUCGCGAAAAGUUGCUUUUGAAGACGAGCAAUCCGUUCCCUGGUGGAAUUAUCCGAUGAAACUGAUGAAGAAUCGAACCUCGGCGAGCACAGGAAACAUCAGGAGGACGAAGAAGCGGAGGAGGCACAGUACAGACCCAGAGUCGAGAGGACGAGGAGGAAUAGAACCCGAGGCUCGGAGGAGAGCUUCGAGUUUAAGUACUCCACACAGGUCAAAUAUAAAUAUUAUUAAAUUUUUUUUNACACACAUACACAUACAAUAUCCGUCAAAUGUUGAAUUCAGCAAUAAUAUGUUUUAA
Eurytemora carolleeae is the source of this 1901-nucleotide messenger RNA. RefSeq names its product serine/arginine repetitive matrix protein 2. Lineage: Eukaryota; Metazoa; Arthropoda; Copepoda; Calanoida; Temoridae. Bases 159 to 1901 code for a protein of 580 amino acids. The record is from RefSeq and is a predicted model, not a curated record. The transcript has 8 exons.